UUUUAUAAAAAUAUAGAGAGAGAGAGAGAGAGAGCUGUCUCACUCCGUCCUCCAGGGCCAAUGUGUGUACAGCGAAUAUCCACUGUGGGGUCAACGAUGCCAUAGGGUGUCCCCGACCACACCAUCGAGCAUAUCGCUAGAACUUCUAUCCAAGCACCAUCUCCGACUCAGCCGUAGCAUCAUCUCGCAUCUAAACCAGAGACUGCGACUAUGGGUAAUGGAGACUCCAAGGUGUCUUCUUCUUCUUCUUCAGAAAGUAAUAAAGGCUCGCGUCGUGCUCGCUUCAAAGAGCGUCUUCAUCUAGGCCGCCACUUCCGUCACGAUCGCCGUCCUAGGAAUGGCGAUGCCUCCUCUGAUUCCUCCUCUUCUUCUCUCAAACUCAUCUCCGCUGAUAACUUCGCCGGAAUCGCUCUCCUCACUCUCAUCAGCGCGGAGAUGCAGUUCAAGGAUAAAUGGAUUGCUUGUCUAUCUCUCGGAGAACAGGCAUUCCGCACAAACACUUCUGAUCAUACAGACAACCCGGUUUGGAACUCUGGAAAAAAACUUCUUCUGGAAAACAAUGGCCCUCAUGUUGCUAGGAUUUCUGUAUUUGAGACCAACAGAGUAAGAAGUAAUACUCUCGUUGGAUACUGUGAGAUUAAUCUGCUUGAAUUUCUAACCCAGGAUUCUGAUUCUGACAUUGAGGCAUUCAACUUGUUUGAUCCAUCUUCACCAGAUAAAGUGGUUGGGAAAAUUUCUCUUUCUUGUUCUGUGGAGGAUCCUGUUGAAACAGAGAAAGGCUUUGUUAAACGCAUUUUAUCUACUGUGGACUGUAAUGGAGAUGGUGUGCUUUCAUUUUCUGAAUUUUCUGACCUAAUUGAUGCCUUUGGCAAUGAAACAGCAUCCGUCAAGAAAGAAGAACUGUUCAAGGCAGCUGACAAAAAUGGGGAUGGCAUGGUUAACACGGAUGAAUUGGCUGACCUUCUUGCUUUCCAACAAGAAAAGGAAACAUUAUUGAAUUGCUGCCCUGUUUGUGGUGAGAUUCUUCAGGUUUCUGACAAGCUGAACACAGUAGUUCAUUUAACUCUAUUUGACGAGGGGACUGGAAAUCAGGUGAUGACUGGAGGAUUCUUGACAGAUAAACAGGCAUCAUAUGGGUGGCUCUUUAAACUGAGUGAAUGGGCCCAUUUCUCAUCCUAUGACGUUGGUAUACGCUCAGGAUCAAGCGCUUCUCACAUUCUGGUAUUUGACCGGAAGACUAAACGACUUGUUGAAGAAUUAAUUGAAAAGAUUGUUUUGUCAAUGAGAGCCAUUUAUCAGUCAAAAGUAGGUCUUGGCCUAAUAAAUGUAGGGGUGAAGGAAAUCCUGCAAAAAAUUUCCGAAAGCCAGGGAAAUAAGAUGAAUUCACCUGAAUCUGCAUCGGAUAUACCUAAAUUUAUUGAACUUUUUAAGGAUCAAAUUAAUUUGGCUGAAGUCAAGGAACCUUUGGACAAGUUUAAGACAUUCAACGAGUUUUUUAUAAGAGAGCUAAAGCCUGGUUCAAGACCCAUUUGUUCCAUUGAACGUGAUGAUAUUGCUGUAUGUGCUGCUGAUUGUCGUCUAAUGGCAUUUAAAUCAGUUGAUGAUAGUUUAAGAUUUUGGAUUAAGGGUCGGAAGUUUUCAGUUCAGGGCCUUCUGGGGAAUGAAAUUUCUUCUGCUGCUUUUGUUGAUGGAACAAUUGUUGUAUUUCGUCUAGCACCACAGGAUUAUCAUCGUUUCCACUUGCCAGUAUCAGGAACUAUUGAGCAAUUUGUAGAUAUCACUGGAUGCUUAUAUACAGUCAAUCCCAUUGCUGUAAAUAGCAAGUACUGCAUUUUCACUGAGAAUAAGCGUGUUGUUUCAAUAAUUUCAACUGUAGACUUUGGAAAGGUGGCAUUUGUUGCAAUAGGAGCUACGAUGGUCGGUAGCAUCACUUUUACUAAAAAGAAGGGUGAAUAUGUCAAGAAGGGAGACGAGUUUGGAUAUUUCUCGUUUGGCGGAAGCACUGUAAUCUGUAUUUUUGAAAAGAAUUCAAUAGCGAUUGAUGAAGACCUCCUAGCAAAUAGCGCUAGAUCACUUGAGACCUUGGUUUGUGUAGGAAUGAAACUGGGCAUCUCCACAAGGGGAUCUCCGGUUGCCUAACAAAUUUGGUGAUGAGCUCUUGCCAUUGGAUAUUGAAGAUGUUGUGGGUAGUUGUACGCAGUUUUAAAACUCAUUCAAAAUCAAAGACUUCUUUUGCUGGCUCUAUUUCUGGGGUUGAUCUGUUUGUGAAGAAGUGAAGAAAAAUCAGAGAAUUCUACAGCUUACGUUCCAAAACACACAAAUGAGGAGAGUCUCCUCACAAUCUCUUCAAUUGGUCCAUCAAAUUGUGCAUUGCGUCGAUAGUGAGAUGUUAGACUAUGUUAAAUUCGUUGUUUUGGACUUGAGCUCUUGCCCAAAUGAGCUUACAGUAGUAGGAUCUCUCAUGGGUUUUGUGAAAAGUUGGUGCUACGUGUGGCUUAAAUUCAUAUGAUCGAGAAAUAAGUUAACUAUGCUAGCAGUUGUAUAUAUGAGGAACAAGGGCUGGCUAGUGUGCACAUUUGCUUAGCCUAUCUGCAAUCACCCAGUUUAACAGUUCUACCAUGAAGAAUUUCUCUAAAUCAAUUUCAACUUAGCUUCA
This is a messenger RNA of Prosopis cineraria, 2656 nucleotides long. RefSeq names its product phosphatidylserine decarboxylase proenzyme 2-like. NCBI's taxonomy places the organism in Eukaryota, Viridiplantae, Streptophyta, Magnoliopsida, Fabales, Fabaceae. The record is from RefSeq and is a predicted model, not a curated record. Gene Ontology annotation, molecular function: phosphatidylserine decarboxylase activity; calcium ion binding. Gene Ontology annotation, biological process: phospholipid biosynthetic process.